This is a messenger RNA of Acanthosepion pharaonis, 462 nucleotides long. The record is from the annotation of a GenBank genome assembly. NCBI's taxonomy places the organism in Eukaryota, Metazoa, Mollusca, Cephalopoda, Sepiida, Sepiidae.
AUGGGAAGGUGCUGUCUGGGAAAUUGGUCCCCGAGGACGAAGCACGCUUUUCUUUGUGUCGUGCUACGCCCGAAGUUCCACAAUCUGUCUGUCUCUUUCAGUCUUACCCAAUUCGCCCCUACACUUUUUAUUCACCUCUCAUAUUUUAUCUCUCCUGAGCGUCUCCUUUUCCACCAUUACCAGCGCGGCCACCGCCCGCCAACCAUUCCUUAUUGUUUUUGCAUCUCUUUUCUUCGAAGUUCUCACGUCGACACCCUUACACGCAUCACAGUGGCUAAGGUGCGGUGCCGGGAAAAAGAGUUAAAAUCAUAUUUAUGCAGACCGUCUUCUUCCGACAACAAUGCCUCAGAUAUCAACAAUGCUAAUAUGUCCAAUAGCGUAUUUAGUACUGAUGACUCAGAAUUGACUUUUGUUUCUUCUUCCAUGUUCUUCUCUCGAACCGAGUCCUAUUUUCUCCUUUGA